AGUAUAUAGAUCGAGUCACUUAGAUAAAACUAUGUAUUUGGGUCUAAUAGUGAUAAACUUACUACGGUAACUUAUCGAGGGUCGUCACUGGAGUUGUGCAUCUACCCUUUCAUUAUCUCUCAUGCGGUGUUGGUAUGUUCAUAUUAGCAAUUCGUCGCGCGCCAGAGAAUCACUUGCUCGCGCAUUUUCCCUGACACCGGCUAGAAAGUCGAUCAGCUGAUACUGGCUCAGCUUCCGCUUGGUCAGAACGGCAAGAAGAACUGUGUGUAUAGGCCCAGGAAUUUUGCUUCCUAGAAUUGUUUGACCUUAAUUUGUUUUGCUUUGUGAUUAUGCUCAGACAGUGUCUUUUCCUCCGUUUUAAGCUUGUAGUCUUGUAUCGCGUCCAUAGGCACGAAUGACCUUGACCUUUGCUGUGCCCACCCCGACCCUGUACAUCGUCUGCUCGAGCAUUGGAUUCGCAUUGAGGAAGGUUUGACAGCUAGGGCAGUGAGCGCCCGUUCAAGUACUGGACAAAAACGAACAGGUAUCUAUAAGGCGAGUUUGUCCGUUGGUAUAAACCCACCUCUAUUACCUAGCUAGGAGAGGUGUGAUAAGUGUUGUAAUCACGUCACAUGGCUUGUUAGGCAACAGCUGAUCAUCGUUAGUCUACACGUCCAGUCAUCGGAAACGGACUUACAUACUAAUAAUGGCAGACAAGAAGAAGAAAAUGGGAAAAUACAAAACUACGGAGGCAGAUGAGCCAUUGCAAGGUGCCACCGAGGAAAGGAGUGCGAGAGGGGGUGACUUCGAGCAACCAGAUGGGGGGUGGGGAUGGGUCGUCUGCUUUACCUCAAUGUGGGCAAAUGGAACUGUGUUCGGCAUUAUCAACACGUUUGGGAUUGUCUAUGUUCAUAUGAGAGACUUGUAUGCCAAAGAUGACCCAGAUGUGUCUUUCAAAACAUCAUGGGUCGGUUCAGUGUGCACAGGUACAACAUUCCUCAUGUGUAUGUUUGCAAGUAUUGUCAGUGACAGACUUGGAAUCAGGAAAACAGCCAUGUUUGGUGGAUUUCUUGGAUUUCUUGGUUUACUGGCAAGUGCUUUUGUGAACCAGUUACAACUCCUAUAUCUUACCUAUGGAAUACUCCUUGGAAUUGGAUCCUCGUGUUCCUAUGCACCAUCACUAGUCAUCCUUGGACAUUACUUCAGAAAGCAUAUGGGUCUGGUGAAUGGACUGGUGACCUUUGGAAGUUCCGUGUUCACAAUAGGCCUCUCCCUGUGCCUCCCCGUCUUGUUGAAAGAAGCUGGACUUCGAUAUACGUUCAUUUUCUUAGGAGGACUGAACUUUUUGUUGAUAUUCUGUGCCUUAACAUGGAAACCUUUGAUAAAGAGAGAGUCCAACCUAGCAAGUCUUGCUCUGUCAAAGGAAAGUAUUGUUGAGCAUGUGAAUGACUGUUGUUCAUUUACCAAGAAGUUCCUCAAUGUGAAUAUCUGGAAAAAUAAGGGAUAUGUUGUUUGGGCACUUUCAAAUGGUGUUUCUCUUUUUGGAUAUUUUGUACCUUUUGUACAUUUGGUGAAACACACCAGUGACCGGUUCCCCAGUUAUGAUGGCAGCUUGCUGGUCAUGUGUAUGAGCAUCACCUCAGGGGUUGGCAGAAUUGUGUUUGGGAAGGUUGCUGACUUUUCCUGGGUCAACCGAAUUAGAAUGCAGCAGUUUGCUUUCCUUAUUUUGGGUGUGACAACCAUGUGCAUUCCAUUUGCGAACAACUUUGCAAGUCUUAUCGCUAUCACUCUGGUCAUGGGCAUCUGUGACGGUAUAUUCAUCUGUCUCCUGGGACCUAUUGCCUUUGAUAUUGUGGGUCCCACCGGUGCAUCACAGGCCCUUGGCUUUCUCUUUGGGAUAUUCAGUCUUCCAAUGACAGUUGGACCCCCUAUUGCAGGUCUCCUGUAUGAUCACCUUGGUUCUUACAACAUAGCAUUCCACUGUGCAGGUGCCCCUCCAAUCAUUGGGGCUAUCAUCAUGUUCCUCAUUCCUCGCACAAAGCAGACAUACCCUGGUGUUACUGACACACAAGAAUUUGCUGCAUUGUCUCAACAAAACAUAUUUGCUGGACCAGAUCAUGAUGAUGAACUGAAGGUAAACGGAAAGGGACCGUCAGCCACCGAGAUGAUUGUUGUUGAGGGCCAUGAUCUAUUGGAAGAAUUUGCUGCCAGCUCAGAUAAGCAGGCUUUGUACAAGGAGGAAGUGAAAGCAGAGUUAUCUUCCUCAGAUGAUAAACCUGAUAAUGAGAUUCGAGUAUAAAACUUCUUGUUGUUUACAGAUGAAAGUCAUCAUUACUAUGCAAGUGACAUAAAGAAUCAAAAUGUGAGACUGAUCAAAACAAAUGUUGAGCUUCGAGACUGAAUGAUAUGUGUUCCACAGGGAUGUAUUUCUAUUGAAUGAACAAUUUAAGUUGUCUACCAUGGGGACUCAAGGCAAAAUUUACUUCCUUGCUUAUAAUGUGUUAAUGGCAAGCUGUAUCUAAAUACUGUAAUCAUUUCAAAAGUCUGUGCAUGUCUUUGUGAAAUGAAAUAUAGAUGUGCAAGUUGAAAUCAAUAAUGAAAAAUGUGUGCACACAUUUAUUUGUUGUUAGUUUCUGUAGUUUUACAGUGUUGGUCUUCGUUGAACUGAAUGAAGUACUAAGUUAAGGUGCAUGUAACUCUGAUACUGUUCAAUCUCAUUAUUUUGAGAUCUUUGCUCUGAUAUGAUAUCUGUCUGCAUAGAGAUCUGACAACCUCACUGUAGGAUGCCAUGUCAGGUGAACUUAUUCAGCCAAUCAGCCUUGGAGCUUCAAAAUACUCUGUGUGAGUGCGCAAAGCAUUCAGAUUUUAGCAUGUGUAAUUUUGGUCUCCCUAAAAUGAAUAAAACUGGAGAGUUCUGAUUGUAUAGCUGCACUUUUAUAUUCUAUCAUGACAUCUGACUGGCU
Molecule: messenger RNA, 2942 nt
Organism: Haliotis rubra (blacklip abalone)
Lineage: Eukaryota; Metazoa; Mollusca; Gastropoda; Lepetellida; Haliotidae
Product: monocarboxylate transporter 10-like
Exons: 7
Coding region: 686-2278 (530 amino acids)
Biological process (GO): transmembrane transport
Molecular function (GO): monocarboxylic acid transmembrane transporter activity
Source: RefSeq, a predicted model, not a curated record